Colletes gigas is the source of this 650-nucleotide messenger RNA. RefSeq names its product 28S ribosomal protein S24, mitochondrial (gene mRpS24). The transcript is spliced from 3 exons. NCBI's taxonomy places the organism in Eukaryota, Metazoa, Arthropoda, Insecta, Hymenoptera, Colletidae. Gene Ontology annotation, biological process: translation. Gene Ontology annotation, cellular component: mitochondrion. The coding region runs from base 144 to 638 and encodes 164 amino acids. The record is from RefSeq and is a predicted model, not a curated record.
CUAGAUUUCUUUUAGCGGCCUGUGCUGUAACAUAUAUGUAUAUGUAUCUUGUUUGUUUUCUAAUUUAAGUGGUAUUAUACUUCAAAUUAUCGACAAAUUAAGAUACAAUUUUGAUUCUGUUAUUGUAGCUAAAACUGAAAAUAAUGAGUUUGAUGACUUGUAUGCGUUCUAUAGCAAUUAAUCAGAAUACUUUAUCAAAGAGGUAUGUACACGUUAGUGCAGUAUGUAAUAAAACACAAGCUGGACGUUAUAGGCCUAAACCAAACAAACCUCAAUACCUGACAUAUGAAAUGGCAAAUCCUCCUCAUUAUAUUGCUGCUAGAAAGUCUUGGAAUUCUUGGAAUACGUCAAAUGUAAAAGAUGGUAACAGACCAUCGGAGACUACUAUGGAAGACAUGUUUAUAAGAAAUUUUAUAAACGGAACAUGGCACCGUCUGUUUGUAAGCGAAGUCAUUAUUAAACGACAGCAUAAUAUAAUUAGAAUUGCUGGAGUUGUUAAACGUAGGAUUACACCUAUACAAGUUUAUUUUUUAAUGGGUUAUACCGAAGAGCUCUUAAGUUAUUGGUUACAUUGUCCAGUCAAACUGGAGUUCGUAACCGUAAUUUCAAAGGCAGCUAUUGUAUACAAAGUAAUAUAAAUAAUUUUAAAU